UAUUUUCUUUAUAAGCGGGCACUCUGGGCCCGAAAUGGCAGUGUCGUGUUGCCUCGCUGCGGCCGCAGAAUGGAAGCCUGCAGGUGUCCCCUCAGUUACCUGAUCUCUUUCCUCCUUUUCCUGUUUCAUUCAGAGACAGCCUGCCAUCCCUUGAGGAAGAGACCUUGCAGGAUGCAAGUCUUCAGAAUCUGGGAUAUUAACCAGAAAACCUUCUACCUGAGGAAUAACCAACUCGUUGCUGGUUACUUGCAAGGAUCAAAUACUAAAUUGGAAGAGAAGUUAGACGUGGUGCCCAUCGAGCCUCAUGCCGUGUUCCUGGGAAUCCAUGGGGGGAAGCUGUGCCUGUCCUGUGUCAAGUCUGGCGAUGAGACCAGGCUCCAGCUGGAGGCGGUUAACAUCACUGACCUGAGUAGGAACAAGGAUCAGGACAAGCGCUUCACCUUCAUCCUCUCGGACAGCGGCCCCACCACCAGCUUCGAGUCGGCCGCCUGCCCUGGCUGGUUCCUCUGCACAGCACUCGAGGCCGACCGGCCCGUCAGCCUCACCAACACACCCAAAGAGGACUGGAUGGUCACCAAGUUCUACUUCCAGAAGGACUAGUAGUGUGUCCACGCCGCACUUGCCCACGCCCAGCACCUCGAUGACUCCAGAGACGCCUCUCCACCCUACCCGGGGCCUCCUGGCUGUCAUGGGGGCUCAGAGGAGCAGCCUCGGUGGGGCAGACCCUCGGAAGGAUGGACGAGAGCCCCCGCGACAGGACUCUGUCGCCAGCCUCCUCAGCUAAGCCUCUCGAUGCUGCGCCCACUGUGGGCUUUCUAGCGUGCAGCUCCGGCCACAGCACUGCUCCAGGCCUCCAGCGCUGCCUGCGCCUCCCGGACGAAAGCCUGGCGGCUCAGCCAACCUGGCCCUCUGCUCUCCUCCGCCUGACUCCUCGUCCUCCUCCCUCGGCCCCCGUGCGUGUCCCGGCUCCCUCACAACGCUCGCUGGCCUCCCAAGCCUUGUUUCGCAAACUGAUGCUGUUCUGUGGGGAAAACUUGUAGAGUCUGUGCCACAUGGAAGAGAGGGAUUUCAUUGCUCUUUUAAGCCAACUUCAUCCAGUGUGAAGGAGAGCCCUUUGAGACUGUGUCCUUUCUGGAAAGGGGGUGGGGGAGGGUGAAAGUAGCUCUCCCUGUUGAUUUCCCUGUCUUAUUUUUGUAAUGCCCUAACCUGCAAAAAUGAGAAGUUAGUGUGUUAUGUUUUUUUCUUUCUGUAAUGUUCCUAAAGUCUGGACCCUACUGCUCAGGCCCGGCACCAUCUCCACUCCAGACCUCGUACAGCCGCCGCCGAGUUUUUCUUCCCCCAGCCCACCCAUCAAAGCUCCCAGCUCCCAGGGCGCAGCACAACUGUGGCUCCCCUGGGGUUCUUCCUGGGUCUCCUGGGAGGGAGGAAUGGCUCCUGGGCCAUCUUAGCACUUCGGACACUCUGAGACUUGCUUGAAAGAUGGUUGUGCCUCUGUCUGUCUCCCGCCCCAGACUGUGAGCUCCUGAGAACAGGGAGCGUGACCUGGGUGUGUUUUGGGCCCAGCCCUCAGAUGUGCUCAGUGAACGUGUGUUGUACGUGUUGAGUAGAAAGUUUCCUACUCCCUGUGACUGAAGCUCUGUUUUAUAAUAAAAUCUUGAAAACUCA
Messenger RNA from Ailuropoda melanoleuca (giant panda), 1665 nucleotides. It is a transcript of the gene IL1RN, whose product is annotated as interleukin 1 receptor antagonist. The coding region runs from base 70 to 600 and encodes 176 amino acids. Gene Ontology annotation, molecular function: interleukin-1 receptor binding; cytokine activity; interleukin-1 receptor antagonist activity. Gene Ontology annotation, biological process: inflammatory response to antigenic stimulus; negative regulation of interleukin-1-mediated signaling pathway. The transcript has 4 exons. NCBI's taxonomy places the organism in Eukaryota, Metazoa, Chordata, Mammalia, Carnivora, Ursidae. The record is from RefSeq and is a predicted model, not a curated record.